AUGACUAGUGCCAUCUCCAGAGUUCCCAGAAUGUCCAGUGUCAUCUCCAAAGCACAGAAACUGGCUCUUGAGACAUGGAAUGUCACCUCACUGGGAGGGAAGGAGUCUGAGCUUGUGCAGAAGGAUGGUACUGACUUUGAGAUACUCACCAACUCCGCCGCUUUCAACACAUUUUUUGAAGUUUCACCAGUGAACGAGAGGGUCACCUACCUGUACCUUCGGGUACCUUCUAACCAAUUUGGUGCCCUAGGCAAGAUUUCAGGUGGUGCCCCUUCAUAUUGCACUUUACCCAGAUCUACAGUGACUGUGACACCAGACAGCGCUGUAUACACUGGAGAGACCGUCAAUCUGAAGUGUGUGAUUGAGUCUGAUCACAAUUUAAAGCCAAAGCCUGAUCUCAGAUCAGAACCUGCAGGAGCUGCACUGACUGGAAACACGGUGACUUUGACCUGUAACACUACUCUUUCCACCGGAUGGGACUUUUACUGGUACAAAAACACACUCGACUCUGAGAUAAAGAUGACAGAAACAAACUCCUACAGUAUGAAGAUUGAUUCAGUGUCUGAUGGAGGCCAGUACUGGUGUAGAGCUGGAAGAGGAGAACCAGUCUAUUACACACAAUACAGUGAUGAACUGACACUCAGUGUUACAGUGAGUCCUAAAGCUGUGGUGAUAAUCCGGCCUGAUGAACAUGUGUUCAGAGGAGAAACAGUCACUCUCAGAUGUGAUAUAAAGUGGGGACGAAACACUGAGUGGACAUACAGAUGGGAAAUAGAGCAAAUGGGCCAAUAUAACCACUAUUAUAACCAGUAUCACCAACAUAAAAACACUGUGAGCCGAAGCUCAGCACAAGAGUUGAAGAUCAGCCAUGUUGAGGUCUUUCACCGUGGUAAAUACAGCUGUACAGGACAGAUGGACACUCAAAGCUCUCAGCGCAGUGAUGCUGUUGCUCUGACGGUGUCUUCAGAUGAAGCUCAGGCAGCAGUGCGAGUGUCUCCACAGCCGUGGCUCACUGAAGGACACUCAGCGACUCUGAUCUGUGAGGUUCCAGGCUCCUCUACAGGCUGGAUGUUCAGCUGGUUCAGAGAUGCUGAUCAUCUGUCAGACGGCAGCAGGGGAGCUGGAGGCUCUUACACUCUCAGUCCUGCUGCUCUACAGCACACAGGAGUUUAUACGUGCAGAGCAGAGAGAGGAGAACCAGCCUAUUCCUCACACAGCAGCGCACAGCCACUGUGGGUCACUGGUGUUUCUGCUUCAGUGCAUCUGGUGCUCGACCCCAGCAGAAGUCAACACUUCUCCUCUGACUCUCUCUCUCUGAGCUGUGACUCUGCUGGAUGGACAGUGAGAAGAUACACACACACAAACACACAAGAUUGUUCAGCACAAACAGGAUCUACAUGUGCAAUCCAGUCUCUCAGCACAUCUGACACUGGAGUUUACUGGUGUGAGUCUGAAUCUGGAGAGAAACGCCAUCCUCUGAACAUCACUGUACAUGAUGGUGCUGUGAUUCUGGAGAGUUCUGCUGAUCCUGUGAUUGAGGGAGAAACUCUGACUCUACACUGUUUACAUCGAUCUACAAUCUCCUCCAUCCUCACAGCUGAUUUCUAUAAAGACGGAUCACUGAUCCAGAAUCAGACAGGAGAGAUGAACGUCACUACUGUCUCAAAGUCUGAUGAGGGUUUCUACUACUGUAAAAUAGAGAGAGAAGAGUCGCCACACAGCUGGAUCUCAGUCAGAGCUUCAUCUCCUCCUCUUCUGGUCAUUGGUGUUUCUGUGGGAUUGAGUGUUUUCUUGCUGCUCCUCAUUUUACUGGUUCUGCUGCUGAGACACAAGAAGAAAAAAGGUGUGAAGGAGUUCAGAACAUAUCCACACUGUAACGUUCAACAAACUUCGGCUCCAAACCGAUCUGGCAUUUCUCAGAUGGAAAACUCAACUCUACAGUCUGGUCUGCUCCAUUAA
Messenger RNA from Danio aesculapii, 1959 nucleotides. RefSeq names its product basement membrane-specific heparan sulfate proteoglycan core protein-like. Gene Ontology annotation, molecular function: transmembrane signaling receptor activity. Bases 1 to 1959 code for a protein of 652 amino acids. The transcript has 11 exons. NCBI's taxonomy places the organism in Eukaryota, Metazoa, Chordata, Actinopteri, Cypriniformes, Danionidae. Gene Ontology annotation, biological process: cell surface receptor signaling pathway. The record is from RefSeq and is a predicted model, not a curated record.